Messenger RNA from Mycetomoellerius zeteki, 939 nucleotides. RefSeq lists its product as uncharacterized. The record is from RefSeq and is a predicted model, not a curated record. The transcript is spliced from 6 exons. Lineage: Eukaryota; Metazoa; Arthropoda; Insecta; Hymenoptera; Formicidae. The coding region runs from base 134 to 928 and encodes 264 amino acids.
UUUUAAUUCUUCGACUAAUCGUAUUAUAAAUGCAGCUUUUAAUUACGGAACAAAGUCGCAUUUGUGCAUUUAAAUCAAUCGAUGAAUUAGAAAACUUGCGUGUUAUCUCCAUGGAGAUCACAGAUGUGUAAAAAUGGAGAUCGAGCCGAAAUUCACGUUUGUGCCGUUGAAUGAGAAAACCUACGUCGGAAUUAAUGAUAAAAAUACGCAAGAAUAUCUGUGUAAAUGGGGCUUAAAAGGAAACUUCAUUAUCCAAAAUUUUUCAUUCAAUGAACAGUUUCAACAAUAUCAUAAAUAUCAUCUAGCUGAUGCAUUUUUUAAAGAUAACACCGUUGCAAAAGCAUUAUUGUCCAAACAAGGCUCUGCCUGGAUAAGACAAGAUAUACAAGCGUCCAGUGUGCAAAUAAAGCAAGUACCAUGCUCAGUCUUAAGUAUGUCAUUCUUUAAUAAACUUAAGGAUCCAGAUAACAGAAUUGUGUAUAAUUCCGGAACGAUCUGCAAAAGAUAUGACUUGCAAAUAGAAGACUUUUUGAUAUCUGACAAUCUUCGUGGUAUGCUUUUGGAUGAAGAGUCAGAAGAAUACAAUUUAUAUUCGGAAUAUGAAAAAAAUGAGUUUGUGUUUCGAAUUUUUCAAAUGCUUGUUCUUGGCGGAACAUUAUGUCAGUUUGAGGACCAAAUACAGCCAUAUUUGGACAUCACCAAAAAGAUAUAUAAGGAUCUUAUAAGAGUGCAGAAGCAGAAUACUUUGAACGAUUUGUUCGUAAGCACUUUGGUGUUAGAAGUAGUUGCUAAGGAUGGCACAGGCCAAGAUUAUUUCCCAUUUAAUUCCAGCAACAGGCAAAAUAUUGCAUAUUUAUUGAUAGAUGCUAAUUCUCGCGAAAUCACAACUUUUAUACAUCAAUACGGUGGAUACUGUUCUGCCAAUUGAUCGUCACAUUG